Molecule: messenger RNA, 222 nt
Organism: Zychaea mexicana
Lineage: Eukaryota; Fungi; Mucoromycota; Mucoromycetes; Mucorales; Lichtheimiaceae
Exons: 1
Biological process (GO): regulation of transcription by RNA polymerase II
Cellular component (GO): transcription regulator complex; PcG protein complex
Molecular function (GO): RNA polymerase II cis-regulatory region sequence-specific DNA binding; DNA-binding transcription factor activity, RNA polymerase II-specific
Source: RefSeq, a predicted model, not a curated record
AUGCAGCUUCAACAGCAUCAGCACCAAUCAUCGCCAGUAUCGAUGAAGCAACACAGACACGUCUGUAUCUAUCCAAAUUGCGGCUGGAGCUUCAAGCGCUUUGAGCAUCUCAAACGGCACAUGCUUGUUCAUACCGGCGAACGACCACACGCUUGUCCAUUCCCUGGCUGUGGAAAACGGUUCAGCCGAUCCGACAACCUUCAUGCCCAUCAUCGAACGCAC